UUUCUGCGCGUGGCUCAUGACAACAGCCGCUGGUCAGCAUAACGCAACUUUUGAUUGUUUCUUGACGUUUAAAAGUAACCAAUCAAAACGCUCCUUAGUUCGCGCGCGGUUUUAUCAAGAAGUCCGAUCGUCCGGCCAUAAUAAUGAUGUAAAUCUACUCUUGCAUGCCCCUGUUAUGUCAACACCGCCACCGCCCACAUCACUCCGAGCACCCUCAUCAUCAAGAUCCACAAGUGAGGUCUUGGGUCGCCGAAAUGGUAGCAAGCUGAGGCAGCCUUUCAAAUCUCCGAUACAGGCCACAACAAAACCAAGUGAAGUUAGAAGUGAUAAUCCUCACAAGAUACAAGAACUGCACAAGAAACUCCAUGAACUUGACAGUGAAAUACAAGUACUAAAGAAAGAGUACCAUGAGGAUGAAUUACAGCACCACAUAGAAAAGCUCCAUGAGUACAAUGAGAUAAAAGAUGUUGGGCAGCUCCUGAUUGGAAGACUUGGUAAUUCAUGUGUGAACUUGAAGGCAAGACUACAAGAUCUUUAUAUGCAGAAUUUGGACUAAAUGUUGAAGAUUGAGGUAAAACCUACUUAGUAAAGAUAGCACUUGUCUUUUGUGUUUAACUUUUGUAAAUAUUUAAAGCUGGACUUGAAAACAGAGUAAUCCUGUCUUGAUUGAAGCAUCAGGUAUCCUGAUCAUCAGUCAAAUAUCAUCAAAUAGACAGAGGGGUGUUUUUCCCCUUGUGAUGCCCUUUCUUGCAAGGGGAGCUAGUUAAAGUCGUUAAUAUUUGAAUUACCAUGCAUGCAAACCAAGGAAUACACAAAUCACCCAAACAGCUAUUAUUAGAAAAGACAGACAAAACAAAUCAAGUGUUUUCUGUAUAGGGCUUUAUGUAAAUCAUUGUUUGCACAAUUCCAUUAAAGUUUGUGCAUGCAGCACUAAUAUGUGGUGACUCGCACGAAAACAUACCACCAAAGAGGUUGGAAUUCCCCCCAAUGCGGGCACAAACUUUCCGUUCUUGUGGUGCAUGACAUGACAGAAAACAGACUUUUUUUAGAUUGUGUGAUUGAAAUUUGAGCUUUUCGUCCCUGAACUGAUGCACAGGGCAAUGAUGAUCAAGGAAAAAUUAUCUUAAAAUGCCAAAAUCUGGUUAUGUGCACUUUAGCCUCACGUUAUUUGUGUUUUGAAAAUCAUUCCGUAGAACAAGUAACCUAUAGCUAUUGUAAGUAUUUGUGUCUUCUCUCUCUAUCUGGAAUUGCGCGUUUUCCAGGUUUUUCCGUCAUGUAGAGGUGCAUGCAUUCCACAAACUAGUGGGAGCUUUCUGUUACUGAGGCGCAACUCACAUUCUGUGAGAUGGGUGGGGGCAUACUCUGAAACAGGUGCGGAUUUGGCCAAAUAACUAAAUCUCUAAGGUACGUUUUCAUGUGAGUCAUCACAGCAAAUUACAGUAUCAAAUAAAUAGCAUUUUCCGUAGACUAUUGUCAUCCUUAUAACAUGAUCAUUAUAUUAAAACAGUAUCUUAUAAAGAUCAAAUAAACAACUAGAGAUUAAAAAGAUAUCUAGAAACUAAA
Messenger RNA from Nematostella vectensis (starlet sea anemone), 1563 nucleotides. Its product is annotated as DNA repair protein SWI5 homolog. The record is from RefSeq and is a predicted model, not a curated record. NCBI's taxonomy places the organism in Eukaryota, Metazoa, Cnidaria, Anthozoa, Actiniaria, Edwardsiidae. The transcript has 6 exons. Gene Ontology annotation, cellular component: Swi5-Sfr1 complex; Swi5-Swi2 complex. Bases 17 to 556 code for a protein of 179 amino acids. Gene Ontology annotation, biological process: double-strand break repair via homologous recombination.